CGCUGCCUUGCAGAGCGCACCUGUUCUAAUUGGAGGAAUCGCAGACCAAGUUGUCUGAGUGACGUCGAGAGGACUGGUCUACCACUUCCAAUAGUCAGAGGGGAUAUCUGAGGAGGACUGAGGAGAACUGAGGAGCUCGGAAAAGGACUGCAGCAGCGAGCAUCCUGUGAAUGGUGGCAGGACAGAGACAGAGACAGAGACUAGAGGAGCUGUGAGCGUUUAGACAUGGACCAGCGGUGGUAAUAAUACACCAAAUGCUUCAUCUCUGAGCUCCUACUUGCAGGGACUUACUUUAAAAAACACUCUGGACUCGUCUGUUUUCCUCCCUCUGGACGCAGGAGCUGCUGGCUGUCUGCAUCGUUAUUGUUUGGCAUCGACUGACUUGCAACCCUGAACACCAUCAGCACUGAAGCGUCUUGUUUUCGGUCGUUUGGAGCCAUGGGUUGUACGGUGAGCGCCGAGGAUAAGGCUGCCGCGGAGAGGUCAAAGAUGAUUGACAAAAACCUCCGAGAGGACGGAGAGAAGGCGGCCAGAGAGGUGAAGCUGCUGCUGUUAGGCGCUGGGGAAUCUGGGAAGAGCACCAUUGUAAAGCAGAUGAAGAUCAUCCAUGAAGAUGGCUACUCAGAAGAUGAGUGCAAGCAGUACCGAGCAGUGGUUUAUAGUAAUACCAUCCAGUCUAUUAUGGCCAUUGUUAAAGCCAUGGCCAGUCUCAAGAUAGACUACAGCAACCCUGGCAGAGUGGACGAUGCCCAGCAGCUCUUCGCCCUGUCUGCGGCUGCUGAAGAACAGGGCAUCUUUCCUGAUGAUCUGUCCAGCGUGAUCAGGCGAUUGUGGGGUGACAGAGGCAUACAGAAUUGCUUUACACGGUCGCGAGAGUACCAACUUAACGACUCUGCAGCAUAUUACCUGAAUGACCUGGAGAGGAUAGCUAAAGCAGAUUACAUCCCCACCCAGCAGGAUGUGCUGCGAACUCGGGUCAAGACCACUGGCAUUGUGGAAACUCACUUCACUUUCAAGGAACUGCACUUCAAAAUGUUUGAUGUGGGAGGCCAGCGCUCGGAGAGAAAAAAGUGGAUCCACUGUUUCGAAGGAGUCACAGCCAUUAUUUUCUGUGUUGCACUCAGUGCUUAUGACCUGGUGCUGGCUGAGGAUGAGGAGAUGAACCGAAUGCAUGAGAGCAUGAAGCUGUUCGACUCCAUCUGCAACAACAAGUGGUUCACGGAGACCUCCAUCAUCCUCUUCCUCAACAAGAAGGAUCUCUUUGAGGAGAAGAUUACUCGCAGCCCCCUCACCAUCUGCUUCCCAGAAUACACAGGAGCCAACAAGUUUGAUGAAGCAGCCAGUUACAUUCAGACCAAGUUUGAGGACCUGAACAAGAAAAAGGACACAAAGGAGAUCUACACCCACUUCACCUGUGCCACUGACACCAAGAACGUGCAGUUCGUCUUCGACGCCGUCACUGACGUCAUUAUUAAGAACAACCUGAAAGACUGUGGUCUUUUCUAAAGGACAACGCUCGACGCACACAGACUGCAUGAGAGACUGCAACAGCCAUGUGAUGAUUACUGCUUUUCAUAAUGAAAACCAUAACAGACUUGAUUCCUAGAGGGGAAAAGAAACCUUCAACAAUCACUGAUUUGCAUCCAUCACAUUCUCUGUCAAUUGUGUUAAUAUUUUUUUUAUAUAUAUAUUUCUUACUGCUCUUGGGGUUCUCGUACUACUGAGUGCCUGUAAAUACAUAUUUGACCAAGGACCCCUACUGGUUUUUAAAUUAGAUUUAUAACCUAAAUUAUAUUAUCCGACUGGCUUAAGUGGAAGAUGAUUGUUGGAAGAGGAAAACUUAUCAUAAUAAUAACCCAUUAUCUCAUCAUGCCAUAUGGCAAAUGAAAAAAUACGCCAAAAUUAAAGUAUUGUUCAUCCUUCAAGGACCAGUUUAAGAACCACAUUUAAACCGUAGUGAUUUGAUUUUGAGUCUCGUUUUUUUGUAAUUCAGAUUUUGUUUUUUUAGGUUUUCAUUUUUACUUUUCUUAUUUGCUUUUGAAGUUUAGUAAAAAGAUUCAGUACAAAAAAACAACUUUUUUAUGAAAUUCACAUUAACUUAUGUUAACUAAUGUUGGCAUUUUAUGACCCUUUUGAGUGCACAGAGCUUAUUUUUAGAAGAAAACAAACAAGCAUGGAGAAUGAAAUUGGAUGAAGGGAAAAUGUUUUUUGUACAAUGUUUACACAGAAUCAAUAUCCACAGUUGUACUAUAGUGCAUUGUUCUGCAUGACUGUCCAUAGAUUAGCUUGUACCCCCACGAACUGAAUAACAUUCCUUAAGUAACUUCUCUGAAGAAAUUAAACAGAAAUGGUUAUGUGUCACUUUUAAGAUAUCUGUUCUGUACUAUUUGUUCCAUUCCAAGUCUUUUUACAUAUGUUUGUGCCUUGAUAUCUGUUUACACUUGUUCUUAGAGACAUGCUAUCUCCAUAGUGUGAAUUAGGGCUAUUUCUACUCCACUUCGGUUCACAUAACCCAUCAUUCAAGAUGCACCACAACGUAGAGACAAAUAGAUGAUAGCCGUUCAUUAAUAUUAAGAUCAAAAGUAAUUCACUUGUUAAAUGUAAAUAAAAGUUUGCUCACAUGA
Sebastes umbrosus (honeycomb rockfish) is the source of this 2624-nucleotide messenger RNA. RefSeq names its product guanine nucleotide binding protein (G protein), alpha inhibiting activity polypeptide 2b (gene gnai2b). Gene Ontology annotation, molecular function: G protein-coupled receptor binding; GTP binding; GTPase activity. The transcript is spliced from 9 exons. The record is from RefSeq and is a predicted model, not a curated record. The coding region runs from base 439 to 1506 and encodes 355 amino acids. NCBI's taxonomy places the organism in Eukaryota, Metazoa, Chordata, Actinopteri, Perciformes, Sebastidae. Gene Ontology annotation, cellular component: heterotrimeric G-protein complex. Gene Ontology annotation, biological process: adenylate cyclase-modulating G protein-coupled receptor signaling pathway; gamma-aminobutyric acid signaling pathway.